UAAAAUACAUUUUCAUGGAGACACAGUCUUCUCUCCUUCUCCUCUCCUUAAUUGUCUCCCACAUCAUCUCAUUCUUUCACUCCCACAAAUCUCUCCCUUCCAUAACUUGAGACACACGCAAACCCCAAAUGAGCAACCUCCACCUCUACACCUCCGCACGGUUCCGUAAUUUCCCGACGGCAUUUUCCCUCCGUCACCACCACAACGACCCUAACAACCAACGCCGACGAUCCAUCUUCUCCGAGCUCCGUAACAAAACACUCGACCCGGGCGGUGACCUAAUAACGAGAUGGAACCACAUCUUCCUCAUCACCUGCCUUCUCGCUCUGUUCCUCGACCCUCUUUACUUCUAUCUCCCCAUUGUCCAAGCUGGAACCGCGUGUAUGUCCAUCGACAUCCGUUUCGGUAUCCUCGUCACCUUUUGCCGAACCCUAGCCGAUCUCUCCUUCCUCAUCCACAUUCUCCUCAAAUUCAAAACCGCCUUUACCUCCAAAUCAUCUAGAGUCUUUGGUCGCGGGGAGCUCGUCAUGGAUCGCCGUGAAAUCGCCGUCCGUUACCUCAAAUCUGAGUUCGUCAUUGACCUCGCAGCCUCGCUUCCUCUUCCUCAGGUUCAAUUCAAUUUUGAUCCAGGGAGACAAGCUUGGAUGCGGAUCACUCGGGUGCUCUCAAAUUGUGAUGCACGCAAUGACGAUGACCAGCAUUUCCAGUUUGGUAUGUUCGGAGAUGCGUUCACUAAUGACGUCACUUCUUCUCCUUUCUUUGAUAAAUACUUCUACUGUCUUUGGUGGGGUCUCCGUAACCUCAGUUCUUAUGGACAGAGUCUUGCAGCGAGUACACUGAGUAGUGAGACUAUAUUCAGUUGUUUCAUCUGUGUUGCGGGUCUCGUUUUCUUCUCUCAUCUCAUUGGGAAUGUUCAGAACUAUCUGCAAUCGACGACGGCUAGGUUAGACGAAUGGAGAGUCAGAAGAAGAGACACAGAGGAAUGGAUGCGACAUAGGCAAUUGCCAGAAGAGUUACAAGAGCGUGUAAGGCGAUUCGUCCAAUACAAAUGGCUAACAACUCGUGGAGUCGACGAAGAAGCCAUUCUACGGGCUCUACCGUUAGAUCUUCGUCGCCAGAUCCAACGACAUCUCUGUCUUGCCCUUGUUCGCCGUGUGCCCUUCUUCGCGCAGAUGGAUGACCAGCUCUUGGAUGCGAUAUGUGAGCGUCUAGUUCCAUCCUUGAACACAAAAGACACAUAUGUGACACGCGAAGGCGAUCCUGUAAACGAGAUGCUUUUCAUCAUUAGAGGUCAGGUGGAGAGUUCAACUACAGAUGGUGGACGGUCAGGAUUCUUUAACUCCAUCACGCUUAGACCAGGAGAUUUCUGCGGUGAAGAGCUCUUAACCUGGGCUUUAAUGCCAGUCAUUACUGUUAAUCUUCCAUUGUCCACAAGAACCGUGAAGACUCUCUCAGAAGUAGAAGCUUUCGCUCUCCGAGCAGAGGACUUGAAGUUCGUAGCUAACCAAUUCAGACGUCUCCACAGCAAGAAACUCCAACAUGCUUUCAGAUACUACUCACAUCAGUGGAGAGCAUGGGGAACUUGUUUUAUACAAGCUGCGUGGAGACGAUACGUGAAGAGGAAGUUAGCAAUGGAGUUAGCAAGGCAAGAGGAAGGAGAUGAUUACUAUUAUGACGAUGAUGGAGACUAUGAAUACGAAGAGAUCAUGCCCGAGAGUAGUAACAACGGUGACGAGAACGGCAGCAACAAUCAGAAUUUGAGUGCAACGAUAUUAGCGUCUAAGUUCGCGGCUAAUACGAAAAGAGGUGUUUUAGGGAACCAAAGAGGGUCUUCAAGAAUUGAUCCUGAUGAUCCAUCUUUGAAGAUGCCUAAAAUGUUUAAACCAGAGGAUCCAGGAUUCUUCUGAUUUUUGUGGUUGUGAAUUGAUUUUGUUGUAACCAAUAAUAUUAGUUAGGUAUAUAAAGAGACAUGAUUACGUACU
Molecule: messenger RNA, 1982 nt
Organism: Camelina sativa (false flax)
Lineage: Eukaryota; Viridiplantae; Streptophyta; Magnoliopsida; Brassicales; Brassicaceae
Source: RefSeq, a predicted model, not a curated record